This is a messenger RNA of Penicillium taxi, 2289 nucleotides long. Its product is annotated as serine/threonine-protein kinase. NCBI's taxonomy places the organism in Eukaryota, Fungi, Ascomycota, Eurotiomycetes, Eurotiales, Aspergillaceae. Gene Ontology annotation, biological process: intracellular signal transduction; protein phosphorylation. The record is from RefSeq and is a predicted model, not a curated record. Gene Ontology annotation, cellular component: cytoplasm; nucleus. Bases 1 to 2289 code for a protein of 762 amino acids. Gene Ontology annotation, molecular function: protein serine/threonine kinase activity; ATP binding. The transcript has a single exon.
AUGACUAUCACAUAUGAUUGUCCCUCCCGAGGGACGACCAAUACAUCAAUGGUCGUUCUAGAGGAACGAUUCCAAGUGAUGAAGGAGGUCGGUGAUGGUAGUUUCGGUAGUGUUGCGGUGGCUCGUGUACGGACAGCAGGCUCUCACAUUGCCCGCCGAGGGACCAUGGUUGCCAUUAAGACUAUGAAGAAGACCUUCGAGUCAUUAGCCCCUUGUCUAGAACUACGCGAGGUUAUCUUCCUCCGUACUCUACCAAACCAUCCCCACCUGGUCCCAGCUCUCGACAUCUUCCUCGACCCUCUCACUCACCGACUGCACAUUUGCAUGGAAUAUAUGGACGGCAACCUCUACCAAUUGAUGAAAUCCCGCGAUCACAAGUACUUCGAAGGCCGACACGUGAAGAGUAUCCUAUAUCAGAUUUUGUCAGGAUUGGACCAUAUCCAUGCCCAUCACUUCUUCCACCGUGACAUCAAGCCAGAGAACAUUCUGGUAUCGACUUCUGCCCCUAACGACUCUGCCUUUAGUCGCUAUUCUAACAUGGUCACCCCUCCUUCAACCCCUCCAACAUACACAGUGAAGAUCGCCGACUUUGGUCUCGCCCGAGAGACACAUUCCAAGUCGCCCUACACUACUUACGUUUCAACCCGUUGGUACCGAGCACCAGAGGUCCUUCUGCGUGCCGGAGAGUACUCAGCCCCGGUUGACAUGUGGGCUGUUGGUGCUAUGGCCGUGGAGAUUGCCACCCUAAAGCCCCUAUUCCCCGGAGGCAACGAAGUUGAUCAGGUUUGGCGUGUUUGCGAGAUUAUGGGUAGUCCUGGAAACUGGUACAGCAAAUCUGGUGCCAGGAUUGGCGGUGGUGAAUGGCGUGAUGGAUCUCGCUUGGCCCACAAGCUGGGCUUCACCUUCCCCAAGAUGGCACCACACUCAAUGGAUUCCGUUCUCAGACAGCCUCAAUGGCCGGCCGCUCUGAGCGAGUUCGUGACGUGGUGUCUGAUGUGGGAUCCCAAGAACCGACCAACAUCAACCCAAGCUUUGAACCACGAAUACUUUGCUGACGCUCUGGAUCCCAUGCGUCCCAAGUCCUCGACUUCCUCGAGACUGCUUGGUCGCAAGCUCUCCGAUCGUAGCUUCAAGACCAACACUCUUUCCCCCAUUGACUCUCCCACACUGUCGACGAAGUCUUCUUGGUUCCGCAGAUCCCUUAUUGGACGCAGCGACAGCCCCGCCCCUACCAUUGAUAGCGACAUCUCCACCUCCACUAGACAGCCCCCAGUCAUCUCAUACAACAAUGUUCCCGAGAAUCAGCAGGCCAAGGCUCGGCCAGCCCACACGAAGCGGGCCACCUGGGCUAGCGGUGCCCCUAUGCCAAUUCUCCCUUCUAUCCGCCCUGUCUCUCCUCUCUCAAACUCUGUCACUGCUCAAGCAAAUGCCAUUGUAGCACACAUCGACUCAUCAAGGCUCUCUGAAUCUGAUGCCGCCAAGGCCAGCAAGAAGAUCGGCCGUCAACUCUCCGUGAACUCAAAUGGAAACCACUAUCAAGAUGUCCACCGGACUGAGGCCGAGCGGAUCCUCAAUGGCUCUGGAAACUUGACUCCCACCUCCAAGGAAAGCUUUUUCUCGCACCUUCGCAAGCGCGCUCGCAGACUGUCAGGACGCAACCAGGCCCAUACAUCAUCCGAUGACGUUGAAGCCAACGCUGGAUGCAUCCCCUGGUCCAACCGGUCCUCGGUGGCUCUCGAUGGGGCCAGCUUAGAGCCCAAGCCUCAAGCCGAUUUGAAUGAGCUUGACAAAGCUCUCUCGAGUGUCAAAUACACGCUGGACUCGUCGACUCUUAGCAACGUUCCCGUGAACCUGAACUCUGCUGAUAGCCAUGCCACAAAGCGGCAAUCAAUGCCCCAGGGUCCUAUCUCUAGCCGUACUCGACGCUCCAACCAGAUAACUAGUCAUCCAAUCCACCGCUACGAGACACCCGAGGAGGAAGACGAGCUCCUUGAUGAAGAGUUGAAUUCUGCUAACAAGGCUGCGAAACGUCUGGCAUUGGCACAGUCACUCGCUGCUCAAUCUCCCAUCACGAGCCAUGACCACUCGCGUGCCAUGCCAAGCCCGUAUCCUACUCCUUCCCCAACGGGCAAGGACGGAUACUUUGAGACACCUGUCAAGCACAACGGUUCCAAGGACGCGCACUCCCACUCAAACCGUCAAUGGCUGACCCCUCCAUACGAAGAGUCUGAAAGGAAGUCUAACAAGACUUCCCCUCAAUACUACACACCCGGAUCCAACUUCAUCUAA